AUGGUAAUGAAAAUACGAACACUAACUUAUCAUGCUGCAUGCUUCUCAUGUUCAAAUUGCGAAAAAAAACUAACAGUUGGAGAAGAAUUCGUUUUACGUGAACGUGAAGAUGAUAUAUUAUGUCGAAGUGAUUGUGAUACGAAUAAUAUUGAGCAACCAUCAUCGAUCAAAACGGAUAUCUAUGGACGAGAGGAUGAGGAUGGUUGGGAUGGUUCAACUUUAACGAGCCUAGACAACCAAAUGUCAAGCACACCACCACUUUCGCUUCGAAGUCCUAAAUCAGAUGAAUCGACUAGAGUUCGGACAGUGCUUAAUGAGAAGCAGCUGAUGACGCUUAAGGCAUGUUAUGCUGCCAAUGCUCGGCCAGAUGCUAUGAUGAAAGAACACCUCGUGGAAAUGACUGGUUUAAGUCCACGUGUGAUACGUGUAUGGUUUCAAAACAAACGCUGCAAAGAUAAGAAGCGACAAAUUGCCAUGAAGCAUUUACAACAAAAAGCGGAAACAGAAAGAGCUAUUACGGGGGUGCGAUUGGGUGGUGUUGGUCCAUUGAUUGCUACAUCACCAACACCACACAGUGAUCCGAAUUUAGUCGGUAUCCAACCUGUGGAUAUUCAUCAAUUUCCACAAAAUCCGAAUAUCUGGUCCGGUAUGGAAGCCAUGAAUGCUCAAGGAGGUAUGCCACAACCUCAGCAUGCAUCACUGCAGUCAACUUUGCAGCAAUCUUCACCGUAUGCUCAAAUUGUGUGUUUUGUCUGA
Messenger RNA from Acanthocheilonema viteae, 756 nucleotides. NCBI's taxonomy places the organism in Eukaryota, Metazoa, Nematoda, Chromadorea, Rhabditida, Onchocercidae. The record is from the annotation of a GenBank genome assembly.